Molecule: messenger RNA, 1752 nt
Organism: Morchella importuna
Lineage: Eukaryota; Fungi; Ascomycota; Pezizomycetes; Pezizales; Morchellaceae
Exons: 5
Coding region: 1-1752 (583 amino acids)
Biological process (GO): peptidyl-serine phosphorylation; intracellular signal transduction
Molecular function (GO): protein serine/threonine kinase activity; ATP binding
Source: RefSeq, a predicted model, not a curated record
AUGACUGGCUUCUUGGAAUCAUUCAGGUUCGGUCGCAAAAGGCCGAAUUUGGGCCACGGUGAGCAGGCGCCUACCUCCCAACGUGGCGAAGACGAUUCUUUCGAUCAAUCUGCGUACGAGGCAUUUACCGACUCUACACCUUUUACAGAAGAGCCUUUCCUUAUUUCUGAGAUGAACAACCUUCCAUCCAUAUUUCCUGACAGCAAUGGUGAGCCCGGGGAUGUCUGGGUCGAUGAAAGCCGCGAGAUUCCGGAAACACAGAAGGGAACUACGGCAUGGACUAGAAAUACAGGAGCUUCGAACUUUACAAUUCAAGACGAUUAUGUUACCUUCACUCGGGACCCACGAAGGUGUUCGCAAGCGACACAAGACCGUGCGAAUGCCCUGAGAAUCAAAGCGGAUUUAUUCUACCGGGGUGCAGUCAGGCAUGGAAGAGAAAGACACGAGAGGUUUCUUGCACUUCGGAAAGAGUUAGAAAGUGAAUCACUAUCGGAGGAGAGAAAAAGCAGAAAGCGAAGUCAAUUAGGCAAUCAAGAGAAUCAAUUCUUGCGCCUGCGAAGGACAAAUCUCCGGCCAGAGCACUUUACGAUAUUGAAGGUAAUUGGACGUGGUGCCUAUGGCCAGGUCUGUAUGGUACAAAAGCGAGACACUGGAAAGAUUUACGCCAUGAAAACGAUACCAAAAUACAGAAUGAAAAACGCGGAUCUUGCGCAUGCCAAGGCCGAGAGGGAUGUUAUGGCGGAUGCAAAAUCACCAUGGCUAGUUGGAUUAUGCUUUUCGUUUCAGGACGCAAGUAAGCUUUACUUAAUUAUGGAGUUUCUACAAGGAGGUGAUAUGAUGACUUUACUCAUGAAAUACGAUACAUUCACGGAGGAUAUUACAAGAUUCUACAUGGCUGAGCUUGUAUCUGCUAUCGAAGCUGUUCAUAAUAUGGGAUAUAUCCACAGGGACAUUAAGCCCGAUAAUGUUCUUCUUGAUUCGAACGGCCAUAUUAAGCUUUCUGACUUUGGUCUCGCAACUGGAUUUCGAAAAGGACAUAGUGCACAGUACUACAGCACCACUCUCGCGGGACGAGGCUCCUUACAAAACACUAACGGUACAAGCGGACGGACAAGAAAUUCUCUGAUAGUGGAUAAGAUUCAUCUUGAGCUUUCUGAUAGGAAGUCGCUAAACACUUGGCGGCAAUCGCAACGGCUUAGGGCUCACUCAACUGUUGGGACACCAGACUAUAUCGCGCCCGAAGUGUUGAACCAGAGUGGCUAUGGUAAAGAAUGUGAUUGGUGGAGUCUUGGAGCAAUAAUGUAUGAAUGCUUAAUCGGAUGGCCGCCAUUUUGGUCAAAUAUAGAGGGAGAGACCGCAGUCAAAAUCCAGAAUUGGCAGAACACCUUCUCCUUCCCCGAGAAUGUUGAUCUAUCAGAAGAGGCCAAGAGUCUGGUUCUAUCUUUACUUACGUCUGCUGAAUAUAGGCUGGGGUCCCUUGGGGCCCAGGAAAUUAAGGCACAUCCGUUCUUUAAUGGAAUAGACUGGGAAAAGCUUAAGACUUUUGAUGCUCCUUUUAGGCCGCAACUAGCGUCAAUCACUGAUACCUCGUGUUUCCCUGAUGAGGAUGAGAUUAUAUCUCAGGAAUAUAUCGGUCACUAUGGGGAUUCGCCGAGAGCUCUGCUAGCAGCUAGGCAAGGCAGGGAGCAAGACACACCAUUUAUGGGAUACACUUAUCAUAAAUUCGGCGAUGUUGUCAUUCCCGAUGCUUAA